Molecule: messenger RNA, 1404 nt
Organism: Thamnophis sirtalis
Lineage: Eukaryota; Metazoa; Chordata; Lepidosauria; Squamata; Natricidae
Source: RefSeq, a predicted model, not a curated record
CGGGAACGGAGUGUCUGGCCGCAGAAGAUCAUUGCUGGAGUGGAAAACUCCCCACCACUUGGAGAUGGAUUAUCCUACAGGAGAAGAAGGUCUUCCUGACAUUUCUGACUAUGACUAUUUAAACUCCACAGAGGAACCUUUCAGCAUGGAGGAGAGCAGCCUGAGUCCCAUCGUCUUGGUGGCCAUUGUGCUCUACGCCCUGGUGUUUCUAGUGGGCACACUGGGCAACGGGGCCGUCAUCUGGGUGGUGGGAUUCCAGAUGCAGCGUACAGUGAGCUCCGUCUGGUUCCUCAACCUCUCGGUGGCAGACCUCCUCUGCUGCCUGUCUCUGCCUGUUCUGGCUGUGUCCCUUGGCUCCGAGAAUCAUUGGGUGCUGGGGGAUUUUGCCUGCAAACUCUUGCCGUCUAUCGUCAUCCUCAACAUGUUUGCCAGCAUUCUGCUGCUGGCCCUGAUAAGCAUGGAUCGGUGCGCCCUUGUGCUGAAGCCCAUCUGGUGCCAGAAUCACCGUUCAACCCGCUUAGCCUGGAAACUGUGUGGCGCGGCCUGGGGCUUUGCCACCUUCCUCACUCUGCCCUCCUUUGUGACCAGAAGAACGCGAUACUACGAAUAUCACCACCUCACGCUCUGCGUGGUCGAUUAUGGCCUCUUUGGUGUAAAUCACCAGACUGCUGAGGUCUCUGUGGCAGCCACACGUUUCCUGACUGGCUUCCUGGUCCCUUCGGUAGCCCUCAGCCUCUUCUACGGGCUGCUGGCUCUGCGUGUGCACAGCAGCCGCUUCAUGCGCUCCAAGAGGACCCUGAAAAUGGUCCUGGUGGUGGUGGUGGCCUUCUUUGCCUGCUGGGCUCCUUAUCAUGUGAUUGGCCUGAUCCUCGCCAGUCAGACUCAGAGCAGCCCCCUCUUCCAGUCCCUGAACCAGCUGGACCCUCUGACGGUGGCUCUCGCCAGCACCAACAGCUGCAUCAACCCCGUCAUCUAUGUCAUUGCGGGCCAAAACUUCAAGGCUAGAAUCUGUCGCUCGCUGAGUGCUGUGUUGCGCAACGUCCUGAAUGAGGAAGUGUCAAGAACCCCUUCCCAGGCCAGAGAAGCCGCUCAGGGGCCCUGCACCACCACGGAGGAUCAGAGCACUAACACAACCGUGUAAACCCUUCCCGAGCAAGGGCGCCAUGCAGCUGCUGCUCCCUUCUGGCUGGAAACAUAUUUACAGCAGCUCCCUCUGGCCAAUCUGCACUAGUUCUGCUAUGCAGUGGGACCCCUAAGACCCAGUGAUUGUCGCUGAUUCUCCUGACCACCGCUUCCCCCUUAUUCAGUGGUAAAAAGCAAAGAAGUGGACAGAAAUCUACCUAAACUUUCAUCUGCUGCUUCAGUAUGUUUGUCUGUGUGCGAAUAUAAAAAUUAGGAAAUAUU